CCAGAGCAUCAUUUCUGUUUCCUUCGCAUCAGGCGUUUAAGUAACGUUGGGAAAAAUGAUACGCCGAAAAGUAUCAAAUGCUUCGGAUAAAGAGAAAAAAUGCUUAAAACCGAAGCGCACCAGCAGCUUUGGGAACUUUGACCGAUUCAGACAUCAUCCACACACGUCCAAGCCAGAAGAGAAGCCUGACGACAGUGCUGGUGAAACCGAACAGGGAGCCGAAGCUGCUGGGGAACAGAAUCUGCCAAAGUCUGGGCAGAAUGGGAGUGGGCUGGGGAAAACCAUGCGCGCUAUUUCCAAAACCAUGAAGAAAAAGAUGGCACGCAGAUAUGCCAGUGCUCUGUCAGAGGGGAUGCCUGAGGCCAAUGCAGAAGUGACAAGCCAAGCCAUUGGAGAGCACGACACAGAGGACGGUACCCUGAGAGCUUGCGAGUCCAUGGAGAGUCUCUACAGCCUGAACAGUGGGCAGAGCUCGUCCACAGGCGGCAUUGCAAGUGGCUCAGACGCAGCAAGUAACCGGGACAGCUUCAGGUUGGAUGAGGAGGUUCCCUACACAGGCCCAUUCUGUGGACGAGCAAAGGUGCACACUGACUUCACCCCGAGUCCCUAUGACACUGACUCCCUCAAGCUGACGAAAGGCAACAUUAUUGAUAUAAUUAACAAGCCAACCAUGGGCACUUGGACAGGAAUGUUGAAUGGCAAAGUGGGAAACUUCAAGUUCAUUUAUGUGGAUAUCCUGCCCAAUGAAGAAGCUGUGCCCAAGAAACUAAAGACGGAGAGGAGGAGCAGACAGCCAGUUCCUGAUUCCUUACAGGAGCUGCUGGAAAGAUUCCACCUGGAGGAUCUCUAUUCCACAUUCCUUCUCAAUGGCUACCAGAGUCUGGAUGACUUCAAGGAUCUCAAGGAGAGUCACCUGAUUGAACUGAACAUCACAGAUGCAGAAAAGAGGGCGAUGCUUCUGACUGCCGCUCAACAGGAGUACGAUGUCUUGAGUGAACAGGAAGAGGAAAGUGAUGUUGUAACUGAGAACCAGCCCUCUGACCUCAAACUCGAUCAAGCACACUUGAAGGAAUGUCCCCGAGAUUCCGGAUGUUAUGCUACCUCUGAAAUCUCAGACAAUGGGAAAGAAGACUUGGAUCUGGAGAGUUUGCCCGAAAUGGUUGAAGGGGCUUCCCUUGCUGACUGAUCACAGAGGGACGAAGCACAUUGUACAGUUUUGAGUCAGACAGUGGGAGUCAAUGGAUACUGGAGAGUGUUUUCUUUCUAGGUGCAUUAAUAUUGAGCAGAAUUCCCUUUAUUUGACCUGAGUUUACAAGCGAAAGUGAAGAGCACAGUUUAGGAUUCACCCCAUGCUCUCCCAGAUAAAAACUAUGGCGAUUGGCAAAUUAUCUUAACUCGAUGAGCUGAAUUGUUUCAGAAACUCUGGGAAGCUCUAUCCCAGGGUUCCACUGAACUGGUUGUGGCUGAAUUUAGUGGGAGCAGUUAAUUAAUAGUUUGCCUCCAUGUCUGAUGUCCAAAUAGAAAAUAGAGGCACAAUACUGAUGGUGGGUCCAGCAACCAAUUAUUCUCGCCAGCACUAUCGAUUGGAGCCAUCUGCAAGUGAACAGUGUGGAUUUGAAGGAGGAAUGCUUCGAAGAUUAAUGGUUUGGUCCUUCAGCAUGACCACUGUCAAACCCAGGUUCGAUUCCAAUCUCGGGCGACUGUCUGUGUGGAUAUUGCACAUUCUCCCAGUGUCUGCGUGAGUUUUCUCUGGGUCCUCCAAUUUUCUCCCACAGUCCAAAGACGUGCAGGUUAGCUGAAUUGGCCAUGCUAAAUUGCCCAUAGUGUUCAAGGAUGUAUAGGUUAGGUGCAUUAGUCAGGGGUGAAUGUAUAGUAAGAGGAUAGGCGAGUGGGUCUGGGUGGGUUAUUCUUUGGAGGGUCGGUGUGGACUUGUUGGGCUGAAUGGCCUGUUUCCACACUGCAGGGAUCCUAUGAUUCUAUGAAUACUCUGACUGUCCAGCCAAAGCGUCCAGCCCUUCCACUGUCCUCAUGAACCAUAGACAAAGUGGGGAACCUAUAAAGGCACCAGGAAAUCUCAGUCCCAUUUAACUGUGUCACUGAUUGGCUCAAUCAUUACUCUCUUCUGGCGUUUCACCACUGUUGAAUCACUUUACUGAAGACUCCUCUGUGAAAAUCAUGAGGAGGGGGGAUCAAGUCAGGAAACUGUCCCAAUGAUUGCUCCCUCUAAAUUUCCUGGCUCCUGCUGACUACUCUAGCUUAAUCCACAGGGCAAGGAUAAACCAACCCCUGUGUUUUUUUUUAAUAGCAUUGCAUUUGACCUUGUUUCAUUUUGUUUAUUGGUGCUUCAAGAGAGACUGGGAUGGGUACAUAAGGAAGAACAAUUUGCAGGAGCAUGGGAAGAAAGUGGGACUAGUUGUUUGGCUCUGUCAAAGAAUCAGUGUAGCCUGGAUGGGCCAAUUGGCUUCCUUCUGUUCUGUUUUAUUCUGUGAUCUCCUGGGAUCACCCCUCCACUAGAACGGAUGAGGCCAUGAUCCACUGCAAGGUCACCAGAAUGGAAGCGUCUCGAUAAGCGGCAAUUUGGGAAAACCAGUUGAUCUGGUGACAGAAGUGGUCCAGCCAGUGGGUAUGCACUUGGUGAGUUUGAGCUCUACAGGGAUGAAAGCCAAGGGGAGUCAGAUAUUGUCACCCAUUUUGGUUCUUUACACCAGGCCCCAGUAAGAUUGGGCAGAAAAUCUCGGCAGCUCCAGCUUCUCAAUUUCCCAAAUUGUUGGCUCUCUAUCCGAUUUUUUUCUUUUCCCCAGCCAGGGCAGGACAUACCCAGACAUGAUGGGCCAAAUGGCCUCCUUCUACAUUCUGUGAUUCUGUGAGAAAAAAAAGCCAAUUAACAGGGACCAAUCAGUAAAAGCUGUGGGAAUGGAUGUCCCUUUUGAACACCGGGACUAUGUCAUCAAUGGUACUUGCGGUUUUGAGGGGAAACCAUUUUGUUAAACCUUUUCUAUUUGAUUGAAGCACCAUGAGACAAGAAAUAGGUUACUCCAAAGACUAUGUUUGUCAGCGAUGAAAAUAAGGUCACCAGCCCAGAUCAGUUACAUUCUUAGAAGACUUCACCAAGGUUACUGACAAAUUAUCAGUGGAAAGUCGGGAAAAAUUUACCUUGCAAAGAAUGUGAAUGCAUUCAAAAGAGAAUUAGCCAAGUAUCUGGUGAGAGAAAGGAUAGCGUGAGGGUUAAAGUAGAGAAGAUUGUGAGUGGAAGUGGAAAAGGAGAGGUUUGUUCAGGUUUGAUUGCCCUCUUACUGGUUACAUAUAUUCACAUGGAAUCUUAUAGUGAAAGUCACAUGAAAUGUCAUGAGGUAACAUUAAAUAUCAUUCUCAUAUUUUUCAGAAUGCACAGUCCAUUUUGUGGUGUACAUGAUCUCUUCAAAUCUCUUUUGCACAUUUGUGAAGGCACAGGGACUUUUGGCAUAUGCACAUAAAUGUACACACAUACAGACACCUACAAACACAUGAACAUACAUGUAAACCCACACAAACAUAUUGGCAUUACAAUGCAGAAAUGGUCACUUAAAUACAUAAUUAAAAAAACAUGUGACCACUGCUGUUCUCUACUUUUUAAUGAUAAAUGCAAAUGAAAGCAUUUUGGGGUAGCUCGCUCAGUUAGAUAAAUGACUUAUAACUGUGUCGGAAAACCCCUCUUUGCUCCCUCCUUCCGUUGCCACACAGUUUCCAUGAUGAUCACUUGCAUGUUUUGCAUCAGACCAUGUCUUAAGCUUAUUUUAUUCGCAAAUAUUUAUUAGAAUUUUGUAUUUUAUCCAAUUAGCUUUGACAUGAUUGUUCUCUGAAAGUCCUUUCUUUAUGACAUCCCUGCAUUAAUUGUUCCCUCAUGUUGUUGUGCUCCGUACUUCAGAUCUUUAAUUCGUUUGCUGGAAAUUAUUUCAUGUUCUUUAC
Molecule: messenger RNA, 3945 nt
Organism: Hemiscyllium ocellatum (epaulette shark)
Lineage: Eukaryota; Metazoa; Chordata; Chondrichthyes; Orectolobiformes; Hemiscylliidae
Product: SAM domain-containing protein SAMSN-1-like
Exons: 8
Coding region: 56-1186 (376 amino acids)
Molecular function (GO): protein binding
Source: RefSeq, a predicted model, not a curated record